UUGCUUCUUAUUAGACAAGAGUUAACUCAGAUAUUAUCGAUAUCUAUCCGACGAUUCAAAAAAUCUUUACAAAACGAAUAAAAAUUUCUACGUGAAAAUAAUUUAAAAAAGUUAUUGGUAAUAUUUAACCAUUUAUUAGACAUGGAUUUCUUCGCUAAUCCCUUCCAAGGGUUACUCAUGACCGCUACAAAUUCAGGUGGUCCUUUUGAAGUAGUUGAUGAUUUCGAUUAUAAUUCACAACCCAACAAUAAUUUUGCUGACUCAUAUGUAGGUUUUAAACAACGUGACUACGUACAAUUGCCGGGUGAAUUAGUAGACGCACGAAGUGUUGCUAAGAAAGAAUUUGUGUUUAAAAGCAAUGAAAGUGUCCGUGAAAGGUCAAUCCAAGAAGAACAAAAACAACAACUACAACAAGAACUGAAGGCGGCUUUACAUGACAUCAACGUAAAUGCCAUCGAUGAUCGACAGUCAGUUUCUUCGAUGGAUACUCUUCAAACAUACCAACAAAAUGUUGAUGAUGAUGAAAUUUUAGAAACACCAGAAGAUCAGUCCUACACGCCGUCGCUAGUGUCGACUGCUUUUGAUGACACGGAAAAUGAUGAAUCCAAUGAUGUAUUUAAAAAGCCAUUUAGUAAUUCGAAGAGAAGUAAAAGAAGCAAUAAAAACUCUACAGCUGAUAAAAGUGAUACAUUCUCUCAAAUGUCUGACGAUAAAACAUUGUAUUCAAAUGAAGGAUCAGACAUUCGUGACAAUGAAUCAGAUACUAACUCAGUUGCUAACACUGAAAAUUACAUGAAAUAUUUGGGCCGUACAUAAUAAAUUAAUAAAGAGGAGGUAUAUAUAUAUAUACAUAUAUAUAUAUAUA
This is a messenger RNA of Microplitis mediator, 865 nucleotides long. RefSeq lists its product as uncharacterized. The transcript has a single exon. NCBI's taxonomy places the organism in Eukaryota, Metazoa, Arthropoda, Insecta, Hymenoptera, Braconidae. The record is from RefSeq and is a predicted model, not a curated record. Bases 142 to 816 code for a protein of 224 amino acids.